Alternaria ventricosa is the source of this 765-nucleotide messenger RNA. RefSeq lists its product as uncharacterized. The coding region runs from base 1 to 765 and encodes 254 amino acids. NCBI's taxonomy places the organism in Eukaryota, Fungi, Ascomycota, Dothideomycetes, Pleosporales, Pleosporaceae. The record is from RefSeq and is a predicted model, not a curated record. The transcript has a single exon.
AUGAUCCAACUACCUGUCGAACUCCAACGGGGAUGCAUCGAUCUCCUUUCCGACGAUUUGGCGACACUCAAGGCCCUUCGCCUGGUGAACAAAGGAAUCCACGAAUUAGCUUCCGAGAGUCUGUUCCGCACAGUAUCCUUCACGAACGUCGAAAACAACCCAGAAAGAUUCUUAAAUAUCUUCCAUUCCUCUUUACGAAAGCAUGUACGUCAUGCCAUCAUCAAUACUUCCGACCAUCCCGACGAGUACAAGGACGAAGAAGACGAAGAAGACGACGAUGACGACGACGAUGACGACGGGAAAUAUGUGGAUGAAGAGGGCAAAAUUCUCCGUACCUUCAGCGAUGCCAUCGCACGACUUGCACAGCUGGAGAGACUGAGACGAGUAGAGCUAAAGUUCUCGAGCCUUUGCACCGUAGACGAUUAUAUUGAGACCAGAUUCAAUAAUACUAUGGCGGAGGUUGAAGAGGAUGAAUCUUUCCGGGCAAAGAUCCAGAGCCUUUGUUUCCAAGCUUUAGCGAAGAGCGAGAGCUUCGAGAGUCUUGCAAUUCAGAACUUACAAGAUGCAAUGCCUCAGGAUAUCAUGGAAUCUGAAAACUUCGUGGCCGUCAGAGCGCGCUUAACAGAAUUGCAACUGAGAAUCUUGAGGUACCACGAGGAACCGGAAGAUCAAAAGAGCACCUAUGCAGACGCGGCGCACAAUGGUCUCAGACGUUUUCUCCCAAAGUACUGGUUGAAGCCCACCACCAAUCAACUCACACGGUAA